AUGGAUAAAAGAGAUUGUAAUAAGACAGUUUGCGAGAUUGUGGGUCUGCUGAAAUCAUGGAUCCCCUGUCGGAGAUCCGAGCCAGCUACUGUGUCCAGAGAUUUUUGGAUGCCUGAUCAGAGCUGUCGUGUUUGUUAUGAGUGUGAUUCUCAGUUUACACUUAUUAACCGUAGGCAUCAUUGCCGUCUUUGUGGGAGAGUUUUCUGUGGGAAAUGUACAGCGAAUUCAGUACCUUUGCCGCCUACCAGCGGCGACUUGAGGACUCCACGUGAAGAGUGGGAGAGGAUUCGUGUUUGUAAUUAUUGUUAUCGGCAAUCGGAGCACGGUGAUGGUGGAAAGCAUGUAACGAAUGUUCAGGGAAUGAGUACUUCAUCUUCUGAGACGAGUCUUCUUAGCUCAAAGACUAGUACAACUGCCAAUAGUACUACUCUUGGCUCGAUGCCAGGAUUGGUUGGUCCUUAUCAAAGGGUUAAACGUGGUUCUGAUGUCAGUUUGCAUGGAGUAGCUUCUCAGGAGACAGGCACAACCAGGCAAGGCAAAGAAACUUCAGGGAGGGACAGUUUAAUGGCUACAGAUGUGGAAGAUUCAUCUCGCUUUGCUUUAAAUAGGAGUGAUGAUGAGUAUGACGAGUAUUGUGCAUACCAGACUGAUACUGAGACGAGUCAUUCUCCUCUAGCUAAUAAAUACUAUGGCCCAAUGGAAUAUGAGGAGAUGAGCAUAUGUGAUGGCCCCAGUAAGAACCUGAGUUUCGAAACCGCUGACCAGAAAAGUGUAAGCGGCUCUCCACUCAUUCCUCCGAGUCUUGAAUCUCUAAUUGGGGAGCAGUUCCAGGAAAAAGAUGAGAAUGAUGGUCGUGAAGCACCUUCUCCGCCAGAUGAUCAAUUGGCAGAACCGGUGGAUUUCGAGAACAAUGGACUUUUAUGGGUUCCACCUGAUCCAGAAAACGAAGAAGACGAGAGAGAAAGUCUUUUGUUUGACGAGGAAGAUAAUGAGGUAGAUGUCUCAGGUGCGUGGGGAUACUUACGACCUUCCACUAGCUUUGGAAGUGGAGAGUUCCGUAGCGAGGACCGAACAAGUGAAGAGCACAAGAAGACUAUGAAGAAUGUGGUUGAUGGACAUUUCAGAGCUUUGCUUGCACAACUGUUGCAAGUCGAUAACCUCCCUGUCAGCGAUGAAGAUGGCAAAGAGGGCUGGCUAGAGAUUAUCACCUCUCUUUCUUGGGAGGCGGCUAAUUUACUGAAGCCUGAUAUGAGCAAAAGUGGAGGAAUGGAUCCUGGUGGCUAUGUCAAAGUAAAGUGCUUAGCUUCCGGGUUCCGACAUGAUAGCAUGGUGGUUAAGGGAGUUGUUUGCAAGAAAAAUGUGGCUCAUAGGAGAAUGAAAGCGAAGAUUGAGAAAGCUCGACUAUUGAUUCUAGGCGGUGCACUUGAGUAUCAAAGGGUCUCAAACCAGUUCUCGAGUUUUGAUACUUUGCUGCAACAGGAAAAAGAGCAUCUAAAGAUGGCUGUUGCAAAGAUUCACGCUGAACGUCCAAAUAUUCUACUAGUCGAAAAAUCAGUGUCUCGAUUCGCGCAAGAGUAUCUUCUAGCCAAAGACAUAUCUCUUGUUCUAAACAUUAAGAGGCCACUUUUAGAACGCAUUGCUCGCUGCACUGGUGCUCAGAUAAUUCCUUCAGUAGACCACCUCUCCUCUCAAAAGCUGGGCUACUGUGAGAAUUUUCGGGUGGAUAGGUUUCUUGAAGAACAUGGUCAAGUUGGAAAGAAAGCAGUGACGACGUUUAUGUAUUUUGAGGGUUGUCCAAGGCCAUUAGGCUUUACAAUUUUGCUUAGGGGUGCUAAUGAAGACGAGUUGAAAAAAGUGAAGCAUGUGGUAAGAUAUGGAGUGUUUGCAGCUUAUCAUUUGGCACUCGAGACAUCGUUUCUUGCUGACGAAGGAGCCUCACCAGAACUCCCCUUGAACUCCCCGAUUACCGUAGCUCUUCCAGAUAAAUCUGCAAGCAUUGAACGUUCCAUAUCUACUGUGCCAGGUUUCACGGUCUCCAAAUCUCCAACAAUGCUACCUGGUUUUGAACCACAACGAGCAAACAGUGUCCCAGCAUCAGAAUUGCUUUCGACCACUGAGAAUCUAUCCAUCCAGAAGGACAUAAAUCCUCUGAUCUCCAAUGGUUCAGGCUGGCAGGCUAAAGAAUCAAAUCCAGGUUACAUAUUUUCACGCUGUAAUGUUUCAUUGAAUUUGCCUGACCGUGUGAUAGAGGGAAGAAACUCAAGUUUGUCUGAAAGACAUGCACUGGCAGACACACCAGCAGACAAAAGCAAUCCAUCUGUUGAGGAGGCAGCAGACAUAUGGGACAAAUCAUCAGGGCAAGGCUUUGUGCAAAAGAGUUCUCCAAAUAGUAGGAGUGGUAUAGUAGAACACCAGGACAAUGGUUCAGACCCUACAACCGUCCAACAGCAAAACGGUGAGGAUUCAAAGGAACCACAAUCUCAAAAAGAGGAAUUCCCUCCGUCACCCUCUGACCACCAGAGCAUUUUGGUUUCUCUAUCGUCCCGAUCAGUGUGGAAAGGAACUGUGUGUGAUGUUAUGGACUACUCGUUACUAGUAGGUGUGGAUGAAGAAAAGAACGAGCUAGUACUGGGGAUCAUCGACUUCUUAAGGCAGUAUACAUGGGACAAACAUCUAGAGUCUUGGGUGAAGUUGACAGGAAUCUUAGGAGGACCCAAGAAUGAAGCACCAACAGUAAUCUCCCCAAAGCAAUACAAGAGAAGAUUCAGAAAAGCUAUGACUACUUACUUCCUCAUGGUUCCUGAUCAGUGGUCUCCCCCUGAUGUCAUUACUAAUAACUCCAGGUCCGAUCAACCAGAAGAAUCUCAACCCGGUACACAAACAGAGUGA
This is a messenger RNA of Eruca vesicaria subsp. sativa (arugula), 2889 nucleotides long. NCBI's taxonomy places the organism in Eukaryota, Viridiplantae, Streptophyta, Magnoliopsida, Brassicales, Brassicaceae. The record is from the annotation of a GenBank genome assembly.